AUGACCGAGUGGCUUGCUCCACUGAUUUGUCACCUUCGCACCAUUGAGCAAAUUGCCAAGGCCUGCCAGACACCUCUGCCUUGGAUGUGGCAACACAUGGAGGUCAUCUACUCCAUCACCAUUGGCCACUUGCAGGGGCUCGGCCAGCAUGGCAAGGAGCUUCCACAGUCCCUUGAGUGGAUCAAUGACAUGCUCCCCCUGACCGUGGCCGAGGAGCACUUUUUCUUGCAUGCAGUAGAGUUGAUCACGCAUGCUCCCCAGCCCAUCAUCCAUUACUGGGCAGGGAAGACCAUUCCCAUGAAUCUCCUCUGCAUCAUAUGGCAGAACUUCAUCUCCCAGUACCCGAAUCCUCCCCCUGCACUGCUAACUGCACCACCCACCCCACCACCAAUGUCAACAGCCCCUGAUUCAAACACUUUUGCUGGCCCACCUCCCACUCGGCACGACGAGGGGCUUCUGCCUCAAGGAAGGGCAAUGGUGACUCAGCCUGCAUGCAGCACAGGUCCCAUAGAGCUGAGCAGCAGCACGCUCAGGUUGCACUCAUUGUGGAUGCCCCAGAACCCUGCUCUGGUGAGUCCUUCUCGGUACAGAGAAGCCCAUGCUAACCACCAGCCACAGCGCAAACUUGCAGAAGCAGUCACACUUCGGGUUGAGGAACUGCCUGUUGGCAUGUGUGGAGUCUCUGUGCUGGACAAGACCUACUCGCUGAGGGGUAGCCCUGCAUGCUCUGACAAGGAGUCAGAGGAGAGUGACCAAUGGGCCCCACAUGUGCUGCCCAACCUGAGCCCCAUGCCACGACUCCGUCCAAGGUGCCAACUCCCCACGCUGCAACGUGCCCCUGGUGCCCAACCCACUGCCAUUCAGCUAGCAGCCCCACGCAUGUCUGACCCGAUCACCAUGGCCCAGUGCAUGUUGACUCACGCUGCUGUCGAGGGGGCAACCGCUCCGUCUUCGAUGUCAUGCACAGCAGUCCCUGCUCAGUCGUCCCAAGUCACUGCACCUACUGCUCGACCAGCCCAAGUCACCACGCCCGUCGCUCGCCCCCCCACCUCUGACAUUUGCAGAUCAUCUCACCUCCCACCCCCACCUGUUGUUGUGAUACCUAUCACGAUGGGCGCACCACACAAAUGCAUCGAGAUCAAUCCCCUGACACACACGCCCACCGCCACAUAUGCUGAAGUGUGGCACGCAGAUGACCUGUGCGCUCCUUGUCGCCAGGACCAGAUCUCCUGCUGGUGGGAUGCAUGUGGUCACACUUGUCAGCGGUGUGCCAGAGCACGUGCCAAGUGUCCCUUGGCAUUCAAGAAUGACGUGCCCAAUCUACCCCUCUGCCUCGAUACUAAAGACAGUUAUCCUGCAACCACUUCGACAUACCUGGGCAUCACUGGGGCCACCCCGGGCCUUGUCAUUUUGAUGGGAUGGCCACUGUAUGGCCCAGAUCUGACCACGUGUGGAGAGCUACCCGAGGCCUUGGACCCCGAGAUCCACCACCCGGAUGUGUGCACGAAGAAAGAACACGGGGAUAUGCAUCGCGCAUGCACCCGGACGCCAUCCAUCUACAAUGAUGCCCCUCUGUCUGCCCCACCGUCCAGCGCCUCUGGGCCGAUAAAAACCUCCCAGACUCAAAGCACCAUUUCCCCCAGCCCAAGUGCGAAGGCACUCGGCAAGUGCAGGGCUGUCAACGUGUCCAAUGAGGAGGGCAAGGUCGAGAACGUGCUGGGCCCCACAGUGGAGUAG
Messenger RNA from Laetiporus sulphureus 93-53, 1737 nucleotides. RefSeq lists its product as uncharacterized. The coding region runs from base 1 to 1737 and encodes 578 amino acids. The record is from RefSeq and is a predicted model, not a curated record. The transcript is spliced from 5 exons. Lineage: Eukaryota; Fungi; Basidiomycota; Agaricomycetes; Polyporales; Laetiporaceae.